Messenger RNA from Gracilinanus agilis (Agile Gracile Mouse Opossum), 1412 nucleotides. RefSeq names its product carnitine O-palmitoyltransferase 1, brain isoform-like. Gene Ontology annotation, molecular function: carnitine O-palmitoyltransferase activity. Gene Ontology annotation, biological process: carnitine metabolic process; fatty acid metabolic process. NCBI's taxonomy places the organism in Eukaryota, Metazoa, Chordata, Mammalia, Didelphimorphia, Didelphidae. The record is from RefSeq and is a predicted model, not a curated record. The annotation marks the transcript as partial. The transcript has 10 exons. Gene Ontology annotation, cellular component: mitochondrion.
AUGGCCGAGGCUCGCCAGGCAGCGACCUUCCGCCUAGACCUGGGCCAUGGGCCUCCGGGGCGCAGGUGGUGGAACCCAGCCCUGAAGGAGGUCAGCGUGCAGCCUGCUCCGAGGGCCCUGGACCCUUUGGGGAGCCCUGAGGGCGCCAGCCGGAGCCCUGGAGCCAGCCUGUGCCUUCUGCCCCGGCAGGAUGACAUCCUGGCCAGAGCCUGCCCGGCCGGCCCCACCAGCGCGCUCUUCCUCUUGGCGGCCAUCCAGGGCUCUCGAUUCGUGCAGCUGGACCCCUCCCUGGGGCUGGUGGACUGGAUCAAGGCCUGCCUCCCCGAAUGGGGUGUGCGCUGGCUGCCAGGCUUCCAGGGGGCUGUGGCGGCCACCAUCUUCGCGGGGGGCCUCUGGAUGGCCCUGCUGCUGACCCUGCACGUCGUCCUGCGGCUCCUCCUGCGCUACCACGGCUGGCUGAGCGAGCCUCGAGGGAGCCUGUCCUUGCCCACGCGCUCCUGGCUGGCCCUGGUCAGGAUCUUCUCCGGCCGUCGCCCGACCCUCUACACGUACCAGCGCUCCCUGCCCUGCCUGCCCCUGCCCUCUACGGCAGGCACCGUGGCCAAGUACUUGGAAUCCGUGCGGCCGUUGCUGUCGGACGAGGACUUCAGGGCCCGGAGCGUCCAGGCGCACGCGUUCCUCCAAGCAGAGGCCCCCCGGCUGCAGGCUGUCCUGGGCCUCAAGGCCUGGUGCUCAGCCAACUAUGUGAGUGACUGGUGGCAGGAAUACGUGUACCUGAGCUCCCGAAGGCCCCUGCUGGGCAGCAGCAACUUCUACAUCCUGGACUUCCUCUCGGUGGCCCCCACUCCUCUGCAGGCGGCACGGGCCGGGAAUGCCGUCUACGCCAUGAUGAGGUUUCGGGAGCAGCUUAGCCGCGGGGAGAUGGAGCCUGCCACGCUGAUGGGGACCCGCCCGCUGUGCUCGGCCCAGUACCGGCAAAUGUUCAAUACCACUCGCGUCCCCGGUGUCUCCAGAGACCGGCUGUGCCACGUUGGGGAUGGCCAGAGUCGCCACGUGGCUGUUCUGCACCGGGGCCGCUUCUUCCGGCUGGGGACCCACCGGGGGCCCAGGGGCCGCCUGCUGAGCCCCCGCGUCCUGGAGCAGCAGUUCCAGCGCAUCCUGGAUGACCCUGCCCCGGCCAGGCCCCUGGAGGAGCACCUGGCCGCCCUGACGGCCGCUCCCAGGGCCCUGUGGGCUCAGGCUCGGGCCUCCCUACAGGCGGGGGAUGAGAGCACGAGGGCCAGCCUGCAGAUGGUGGAAGGGGCCGCCUUCUUCGUGUGCCUGGAGGAGACCCCGGGUCCCCCGGACGCAUCCCCCGAGGUGCUUCUGGACGAGCUGGCGCGGGCCCUGCUGCUGGGAAGCGGCCACAACAG